This is a messenger RNA of Fusarium poae, 1017 nucleotides long. RefSeq lists its product as uncharacterized. NCBI's taxonomy places the organism in Eukaryota, Fungi, Ascomycota, Sordariomycetes, Hypocreales, Nectriaceae. The record is from RefSeq and is a predicted model, not a curated record. The coding region runs from base 1 to 1017 and encodes 338 amino acids. The transcript is spliced from 2 exons.
AUGGCACCCAAGUCUCUUGAUCUCGUGGCCGACGACUUCCACUUCCUUGGUUCCCAAUUCACAAAACCUGUCCCCCUACCCAAGGACCUCUCCCUCUCAGAAAGCACCAUCAUCAUCACCGGCGCAAACACAGGCAUCGGCUAUGCUACAGCAGAGAAACUCCUCUCCCUAAAUCUCAAGCGUCUCAUCAUCGCGGUUCGAUCUCUAUCAAAGGGUGAAUCCGCCGCAGCCAAACUCCGUACACAGUACUCCAAAGCCGAGAUACUCGUCUGGCAAGUCGACAUGCUCUCGUACAAGAGUGUGCAAGACUUUGCCGACAAGUGCAAAACUCUCAACCGAAUCGAUCUCGCCAUUUUGAACGCUGGGACGCAGUGGACCAGGUUUGAGCUUAGUCCUGAAGGUCACGAGUCUUCGUUCCAGGUUAAUUAUCUGUCCACUGUUCUUCUCGCGACUCUUCUUCUUCCCACGCUCAAGCAAAAGGCCCCCGCGGGUCAACCUGGACGUCUCACAAUUGUCAACUCGGGGACUUCCCUAAUGGCUGACUUUCCCAACGCGAACGAUGAUAAUGUUUUGGCGUUCUACGACGACGAGACCAAGUUCUCUGGUGGUAUUAACGCCAUGCCUUCAUAUGCCAAACAAAAAGCUCUCGCGCACUUUUGGGUUUACAAACUUGCUGAGCGUUUGAGUGGUGAUGAUGUGACUGUCAAUCUCGUUGAUCCAGGCUGGGUGAAAAACACAGAUCUUCAGCAGCAGGGCAGCUUUGUGGUUCAGAAGAUCCUCGCUGUGGUGAAGUGGCUUAUUGCUCGAAGUUUGGAACAAGGGGCGAGUACUCUAGUUCAGGCCGGUGUUGUGAUGGGGAAGGAGAGUCAUGGGUCAUAUGUCAUGGAUUGGAGGAUUCACCAUUACACCAAGUUCUUGCACACCAAGGAGGGACAGGCUUUUGCUGACAAGGUUUGGUAUGAGACGUAUAGGGAGUUGUCUUUUGUUAGUGUUGAUGGUAUUCUCAAGUCUUUGUAA